CAUUAAUUAAAAAAUUCUGAAAAUUGCGAUAAUCACGAAAUUUUUAGUUUACAGCUUUGAAAUUAACCCUAUUUCUUUUACUUUCACUUUUACAAUGGACGUGGUUGUCGUAGGUAGCUGUAACAUAGACCUUGUAAGCUAUGUGCCUCGAUUACCAGCAGCAGGGGAGACGAUCAUUGGGAGUAAAUUCUCCCAGGGCUUUGGUGGGAAGGGUGCAAACCCUGCUGUGAUGUCCGCCAGACUAGGAGCCAAAACUGCCCUUAUUAGUAUGGUGGGUGAAGACUCUUUUGGCAAGGAAUACAAAGAGGACCUUAUCAAAAAUAAAAUUGAUGUUAGUCACAUAGGGACCACUUCGAAGGCAGCGACUGGUGUGGCUCCUAUCUUUGUCAAUGACAGCGGAGAAAAUUCCAUAGUGGUUGUUAAAGGGGCCAAUGAUUAUCUCACAAAAGAAUGUGUAGAAUCUGCUAAAGAUUUGAUUCAAAAAUCAAAAAUUCUUUUGUGCAAUCUGGAAAUUGACCCAAAAGCAACCCUUCACGCCCUGAAGAUGGCAAAAUCCUUCAAUAUAAGAAGUUUAUUUAACAUGGCACCGGCUACUACUGGGCUUGAAGAUUAUUUCCAAUAUUGUGAUAUUCUAGUUGUUAAUGAGUCUGAGGCAGAAAUAAUCACAGGGAUGCAAGUGCCUGGGGUACAAGAGGCCAAAACCGCUGCAAAAUCAAUUUUACAGAAAGGUUGUCAAGUUGUCAUAGUGACACUUGGAGAAAAUGGGGCUGUUGUCAUGAGUAAAGCAGAUGAUGAAGCAGUUCACAUACCUACUCCUAAAGUCCAAGCCAUGGAUACCACUGGUGCGGGUGAUGCAUUCUGUGGUUCCCUAGCAGUGUUCCUGUCCACUAAGCCUGAGUUAGGUCUCCAGGAGUCUGUGUACAGGGCCAAUAGGAUCGCAGGGAUAACUGUCCAGUCCCCGGGGACCCAGACCAGCUACCCCCACUGGAAAGACCUCCCUCCGGAACUGUUCGGUGAGGAGAGGCUGCUAAAACUAGAGUAAAAUGAGCCUCAAAAGUGGAGCAAUCAAGAAGGAUAACUCUGUAAAAUCAGAAUAGGAAAAUAUAACUUCACUUCAUGGUUGUUGUUUAUUCCAAGAUAAAAAAAGAUAAAGCUAUCCAGCUAUACUAAAUUGAUUAUUAUGAAUUAAUUUGUGCUGGCUAUGUUGAAUAAAUUACAUGUAAUUUAAACAUGCUAUCAUUUUAGAUCAUUUAUUAAUUUGUAAAACUAGGCAAUUUGCUUUGUAGUGAUGAUCAGUUGUGAAUGAAUUGAAGUACAUGCAUAUUCCAGUAUAAUCAUUUCUUAAUUCAUGUCAAACUGAAAGAGUUUUAAUGACAUUUUCAGAUGUUGUAUGAUUUUUUUACCGAUAAUUAUCCUUAACAAUGCAAUAUUUAUACAUGUAUGUAAUCCAAAAAUUUUUAAUUUUCAUUACCCGGUAUAUUGUUAAUUUGUCAAAUUCUCAGGUUGAAAUUUUGGUGCUUAAUAAUUGUACAGCUGCAUGCAUUCAUGUCUAUCAAUGCAUUUUAACAGUAAUGUGUAAAUGAACUAC
Messenger RNA from Magallana angulata, 1588 nucleotides. Its product is annotated as ribokinase-like. Gene Ontology annotation, molecular function: ribokinase activity. Lineage: Eukaryota; Metazoa; Mollusca; Bivalvia; Ostreida; Ostreidae. The transcript is spliced from 7 exons. The record is from RefSeq and is a predicted model, not a curated record. Gene Ontology annotation, biological process: D-ribose metabolic process. Bases 95 to 1042 code for a protein of 315 amino acids.